UGGCUUUCUUCGGCGAUCGGCCUCCGCCAUUGCCCCUCUAGCAAAUCGACUCACCGGAAACCAGAACCACCACCCCUCUCGCACGAUUCCAUUUCCCUCAAUAAUCCUUCGCUACUCUUCUCCGUCCCCCAAGGAACCGAGUAAAAUCUCUGAGAAGCGAAACAUACGAGACUACAAACGCAGACUGCUCGCGGCCAAGUACGAACUGACGCGAAACCUUUGCAAAGCCCUCUGUUUAAAGACCCCCAAUCUUCCGUCCGAAUUGCGGGAGACCCACCGUUACAACUUGACCAAGUUGCCCAGGAACAGCUCCUUUGGAAGGGUGAGAAACCGGUGCAUUUACACGGGUCGCCCUCGUUCCGUAUACGAGCUGUUUCGGGUGUCUCGUAUCGUUUUCCGUGGAUUGGCGUCUCGUGGUUCUUUUGAUGGGCGUCAAGAAAGCGUCUUGGUAGAAAACCAACCGCUCUGCAGCUACCUGGUCUACAAAGAAAGGUUAUUUAGGAUUUGUUUUCUAAAUGCUUUAUGCUUAUUAGUAAAAAAUUUAUGACGAAGCCCCUUUUGAUUGCCAGAAAAUGUGAGGUUAUAAAUGAGAGUCUUUUCCCACCAAAUCCCACCGUUUCAAAAAUCUCAAAGGAAGAGAAGGAACCAGUCAAAAAUCUCACUUUUGUACUUCCUCUUCAUUUCUCACCAACAAUAAUGCUACAACGGCAAACACUCUCACACACAUUUUCUCACAUUAAGUAUGGGUUUUGUGGGCCCCAUACUUAAUGCGAGAGAGUUUGUGUGAAUGUGCGUGAAAGCGCCCGUGUUUCUAGACUUUGUUCUCACCAAAAUACCCAUUCCAAACAGUGAUUUGGCAAGAAAUUCAAACUCUUUCUUUUCUUUUCUUUUUUAUCAAAUCCCUCAAUCCAAAAGGGCUGGAAAUUCUUCCGAAUGAUGGUUUUGGAGUGUUGUGAGACUAAACCCAAACCGAACACGGCCAUUGGUUUUAGAGAUAUGAGAAGAGAAUGCCAUCAAUUGGGAGACAAUGUGGCCCUUGCGUGAUAGUGCUAUAGGAUAAGUACUCCUUUAUGGUCGUAGUCAAUGUCGAAUUGUUAUGGUCAAAGUCAAUGUCACUGGGCAAGGAAGAGUGGAAGACUUAGAAAAUUGAGCUUUAAAAUCUGAAAUUGCAUUCGAAUUCUUAUUUUGUCUCUUCUGAUUGAUCAAACAAAGAAUUCUGUCUCUUCCGAUAGAUCAAACAAGCUGGUUGAAGAAUUUUUCCCACCUGGAUGGAGAGACCAAUGCUCGAACUCAACUGCUUGAUGCCAAAACUAAAGACUUUCCUCCAGGUUGUUCUUUAAUGUAGCUCCAACUAAUCGCUGAACUAUUGGCAGAACGCCUACUUCAAUUCACCGAGGUCAAGUCUCAACCCAAUGAAAACGAGGAAGAGUGGAAGACAUAGAAAAUUGAGCUCUCAAGUCUCAACCCAAACAAAACGAGGAAGAGUGGAAGACUUAGAAAAUUGAUUGAGCUCUCAAGUCUCAACCCAAACAAAACGAGGAAGAGUGGAAGACUUAGAAAAUUGAGCUCUCAAGUCUCAACCAAAACAAAAUGAGGAAGAAUGGAAGACUUAGAAAAUUGAGCUCUCAAGUCGAAAACAUCCAAGAAAGUCUUAACAAGUGAUUAUGAUUUGUUUACAACAAUAACGUCAUGGAUUGGAAAGUGACUGAAUUCUACUCUCACAAUUAGGAAAAUGUUGGGAGUGGGUCCUUGCAUGUGAUUGGUUACGGAAGACAUUUCCAGGAAAAGAAGUUUGAUAGUGUAGAAAAGGAAAGAGAAAGAGACUGACCAUGCGACCUUGAGUGAAUGGUUGGACACGAAAUCGUCAUCCAUACAUCUCAAUUCAACUAACUGGCCACUGAUUUUUGCAAAACCAUGAAUACGUCUAUGAAAACUGUGGCAUUUCUGGUUCUUAGCUAUCUUACCAUAUUAGCCAUUGAUUUUAGCUUCUGCACUGGAAGCCAUGUCAACAUGCUUUGCUUGGAGAGCGAGAAACGAGCUCUCCUAAUCUUCAAACAACACCUAAAAGACCCUUCGGAGCGACUCUCUUCUUGGGAGGCCAAACAUGACUGCUGCAACUACUGGGCAGGAGUGGUUUGUGACAACACAACUGGCCAUGUCCUUGAGCUCCACCUUCAAAAUCAAAUUCUGGGUGUUGAUGGGUUUGGGAACGAUAACUCAACUUUGGGAGGUGAAAUAAAUCCUUCCUUGUUGAGUUUGAAGCAACUUCGUUACCUAGAUCUCAGUCGAAACGACUUCGAAGGAAUACCGAUUCCAUCCUUUAUGGGAUCUUUGGCAAGUCUUGAAUAUCUUAACCUGUCUGAGGCAAGAUUCGGGGGAAUGAUCCCCCGUCAACUUGGAAAUGUGUCGACCUUGCGUUUUCUAAGUCUCAGAGGAAAUUAUGACUUGGAUGUUACGGGUGGCGGCCUUCAGUGGCUUCCUCUUCUUCCCCAUUUGGAACACCUUGACUUAAGUAGUGUGGACCUAAUCAACGUGCCCAACUGGCUACAGGUAAUUAACAAGCUCCCUUCUUUAGCAGAGUUACACAUUGUUGGUUGCAGACUUCCUAACAUUCCUCCUCUCAAUAGUGUUAAUUUUACCUCUCUUGUUGUGCUCGAUCUUUCUGAUAACUUAUUUUUCUCUGUGAUGCCUAGGUGGAUCUUUAGUCUUAGUAACCUCAUUUCACUUGAUCUCUCUUCAUGUACUGUAGUGGGUAUACCUGAAGGUUCAUGGAACCUAACUUCUCUCGUGACCCUUGAUGUCUCUUACAACCAGUUGAAAUCUUUACCUGCUUCUUUGUUUAGGAUGAGUAGUCUCGUUCGUCUUAACCUGGACUAUGCAUUUGAAGCUCCCCUUCCAGUUGUUCUAAUUCCCAACAUGACUAGUCUCAGAUAUCUUGAUCUAUCUCACAAUUUCCUCAAAUGUAGCGUACCGAGUUGGCUGUAUAGUUUUACUCAACUUGAGUACCUUGACAUGUCCGACAAUGAGUUACAAGGUGGAAUGUCACAUGAGAUUGGAAACCUCACUUCUGUUGUUACCUUGGACCUAUCAUAUAACAAACUUGAAGGCGAGCUACCGAAUACCAUUGGAAACCUAGCCUCUGUUGUCACUUUGGACCUAUCAAAGAAUAAACUUGGGGGAAGGCUACCUAACUCAAUAGGAAAUCUUUGCAAUUUGAGCUUUAUUGAUAUAUCAAACAACAAAAUUGGGGGAGAAUUGUUUAAAAGUUCAUCAAAAUGCUCCUCGUAUGCCUUGGAGACAUUGUUCUUGCAGGAGAAUCAACUUUUUGGUGAAAUACCCGAUGAACUUGGGCAAUUUGAAAACGUAAGAGAGCUUAAUCUAGAGAAUAAUCUUGUUGGUGGUCCUAUUCCAGAGACUAUAGGAAGAUUGAAAUACUUGGAAACAUUGGGUCUUUCUGGAAAUCAAUUAAAUGGAACUCUUCCCGAAAGUCUUGGACAUCUUUCAAAGUUGAGUGUUCUUGACAUGCGCAAUAAUUUGUUGGAAGGCAUGGUGUUUGAAGUUCAUUUCACCAAUCUAGUAAAUCUCACUAUGUUCCGCGCCACUGGAAACCGGUUGACUCUAAAAGUGAGUCCCGAUUGGAUCCCUCCAUUUCAACUUCAACAACUAGAACUUGCAUCAUGGCAUUUGGGCCCGAAGUUUCCUGCAUGGCUUAAAUCACAAAAGAGUCUUGACACCCUUGACAUAUCCGAUACUGGAAUAUCAGACAGAAUUCCAAGUUGGUUAUGGAACAUGUCUUCCGCACUUCAUUUCCUAAAUGUCUCUCACAACCAAAUCUACGGCGAGAUUGCAUAUAUUGGUAUGCUUAGUGGUAGAGACCAGAUUUACUUGAAUUCCAACCAUUUGAAUGGUUCGUUACCCCGUCUCUCCUCCACAUCCUCCAUUCUUGAGCUGGAUCUUUCGAACAAUUCAUUUUUUGGGGGUAUCUCGGACUUCCUAUGUGUGAACGUCACAAUAUUUUCCACGGUUCUUCAUCUGGGAGAAAACCUACUCUCAGGUGAAAUUCCUGACUGUUGGAUGAGUUGGCCAUCACUACGUGUCCUAGAGCUGGGAAACAACAACUUCACAGGGAAUAUCCCAAACUCCACGGGGCAAAUGAUUUCAUUGGCAUCAUUGCACUUGCGCAAUAACCAUCUAUCGGGAGAAAUUACUUGGUCUUUACAGAACUGCACGGAUUUAGUGGUGCUUGACCUCAGUGAGAAUGAGUUCACUGGAAGCAUACCAACAUGGAUGGGGGAAAGCCUUUCAAGUUUGAGAAUUCUCACCCUUCGCUCCAAUAAGAUGAAUGACGUGAUACCUCCAGAGCUUUGUCGUCUCGUCUAUCUUCAAGUCUUGGAUCUUGCACAAAACAAUUUCUCCGGAGCAAUACCACGGUGUAUCAAUAAUUUUGCUGCCAUGGCAGUGAAAUUGAAUUCCAGCGGUCCUAUCUACUAUACUACCAGUCGUGGCUUCAGUAUUUAUGGUUACAUGGAGAAUGAACUUUUGAUGAUGAAAGGAAACAUGUAUCGAUAUGACAAGAUUCUGUCACUUGUAGCAAUCAUGGACCUUUCGGACAACAAUUUUACUGGAAGGAUUCCCAAGGAACUAACAAGUCUUGUGGGAUUGAUUUCUCUGAAUAUGUCCAGAAAUCAUUUGAGUGGUGUGAUUCCAAAGAAAAUUGGUAGCAUGGGGUUGCUUGGAGCUCUUGAUUUAUCCAGAAACCAACUCUAUGGUGAAAUUCCUCCAAGCAUAUCAGGCCUGACUUUUUAAAGUUAUUUGGAUCUAUCUUUUAAUAACUUGUCAGGUCGAAUUCCAUCGAGUACCCAACUUCAGGGUUUCAAUGCUUCCAGCUUUGUCGGCAACAAGCUUUGUGGGCUUCCACUUACAAAGAAUUGUAGCGUUGAUCAUGGCAAAACUACACCGGGUACAGACAACGAAGAAGAUGAUACAGGUGAUGGAUCUGGAGUGGAUUGGUUCUACGUGCUUAUGGCUAUUGGAUUUGCUGCAGGUUUUUGGGGUGUUUGUGGUCCUAUAUUCUUCAUCAAGUCAUGGAGACAUGCAUAUUUUCGAUUCCUGGAUAAUGUUUGGACCAGACUUUGUAUGAUUAGAUAUGGUAAAUGUUGUUAGACUAUAACAGUGGUAUGUAUACCACCUUGUAUUUGUUUUCUUGUAAUAAGAUUACGAAGAUAUGUAUUUUCAUUUCGUGGAA
Messenger RNA from Rhododendron vialii, 5245 nucleotides. RefSeq names its product receptor-like protein EIX2. The record is from RefSeq and is a predicted model, not a curated record. The transcript has a single exon. Gene Ontology annotation, molecular function: protein binding. NCBI's taxonomy places the organism in Eukaryota, Viridiplantae, Streptophyta, Magnoliopsida, Ericales, Ericaceae. The coding region runs from base 1915 to 4806 and encodes 963 amino acids.